AGUAAUCUGUUAACCCUCUCCUGAUGCCCAUCAUCGGCCUCGCCCUCACCGGAGCACCGAACUGGUACUCCUUGCUCGCGGGGGAAAAGUUCUCAUCUUUCUCCCCGAGCUCACCUCGGCAUCCCCGACGGUCUGGGUCGCCACAGCCAACUUCUCCACUAGCUGGCCGACCUCCACCCCUUCCUUCGCCUUGGCCAGCGUGAGGCGCACGAAGCUGCCAAGGGUCGUAGGGGAUGUGAGCGGCACGGCGUUGACCCAGUUGACAGCGGUGAUGUCGAGCGCGUUGGGGAGGACGUGCCCCUGCACGGCGGCCACGUGCGUCGGGUGCGCUGCGUAGGACGCCAGGCUCUCCCUGGUGGCAUGGCGGGUGUGGAGGAGGUGCGUGGGGCUGGUGAGGUGGUGCGAGGCCAUUGCGGCAACGCACGCACGGUGUUCGGUGGAUUGCCACCACGGAUGGCGGCGCUACGGAGCAGAGGAGGUGACGGGGACGGGGGCUGGACCCCUAAGCGGAGCCCCACUACAGCCGUCCCACCGACCCGGGAGUCCGGGACCCAAUGGCGUCGUCAUCGAUGGCAUCGUUGUCGCGUCGUUCCGUCUUGCACGCCUCCUACACCCGCUCGCAGUUUUCCGCGACCGACAUCUGCAGCCACUUCAUUCCUCUCGUCUCGAAGUACGUACUUUAGAACCCUAGAUGCAGCGACCUGGAUGGUGUCCCAUCGCUGCCGACGGCCUCGUGCGCGCUCCUCCGGUCGAAGUCCUGGCCGACAACGAUCUUGUUUCUAAUGUUUUAAAACUUUUUACAAGAACUUGCAUAUUUCUAUAUUGGAUGUCAGGUGCUCAAGUAUGGAAGAACUUGUUUCGAAUUAAUGUUUUAAAACCUUUUAC
Molecule: messenger RNA, 885 nt
Organism: Zea mays
Lineage: Eukaryota; Viridiplantae; Streptophyta; Magnoliopsida; Poales; Poaceae
Source: RefSeq, marked validated